Molecule: messenger RNA, 2967 nt
Organism: Oryzias melastigma (Indian medaka)
Lineage: Eukaryota; Metazoa; Chordata; Actinopteri; Beloniformes; Adrianichthyidae
Product: neoverrucotoxin subunit alpha
Exons: 4
Coding region: 209-2311 (700 amino acids)
Molecular function (GO): protein binding
Source: RefSeq, a predicted model, not a curated record
AGAUGAACAAACAGGCUGGUAGGGAAAAACUGGAGGAACUGCUGGGUGAUGACUUGCAGGUUUGUCAGGAUGCCCCGCCUCUAACUGUCAAGACCUGACAGCUUCAGGGGGCGGAGACUGAUGAUAUAUAGAGAGGAGCGUGGAGGUGAAACUGCAGAGAGCUGGAAGACGACUCAUCCUAACCACACACCUUCAUCAGACUGCAGUCAUGUCCUCAGAUCAGAUCCAGGCGGCGCUGGGUCGACCUUUCGCCUUGGGGAUGCUUUAUGACGCUCGCAAAGAGAAACUGAUCACAGAUUUUACACUGUGGGAUGGAGACAAAAUUCAAAGCAACAAAGUGAGGCAGUCUCAGAAGAGCAGCACGUAUGAAAUCACUGCAUCCGACUCCAUUCAGUCCAAGUCAUCUCUGCUGGAUCUUAGUGCGUCUCUCAGUGCCAGUUUCAUGGGAGGAUUGAUUGAAGUCGGAGGAUCAGCCAGCUACCUGAAUGAUAACAAGAAGUUCAAGAAUCAGAGCAGAGUAACUCUACAGUACAAAGCCACAACAGCGUAUGAACGUCUGAAUGUGACUCAACUUGCCGCUCCAAACACGCAGAUCCAAGAUGCCAUCAAGAACAGCCGAGCAACACAUGUGGUCACCGGCAUCCUUUACGGUGCAAACGCUUUCUUUGUGUUCGACAGUAAGAAGAUGGAUUCCAGCGAUGUGCAAAAGAUUGAUGGAAGCAUGCAAGCUCUCAUCAAGAAGAUCCCAAACGCUACCAUAGAUGGAAAAGUCGACAUCAAGCUGAGUGAGGAGGAGAAAGACGUGACCAAUAAAUUCUCCUGUAAAUUCUACGGUGACUUCAUUCUUAAAAGCAACCCUACAACAUUUGAAGAUGCAGUGAAGACCUACGAGAGGCUUCCAACACUUCUCGGAAAAAAUGCAGAGAACACGGUUCCUGUUAAAGUCUGGCUGACUCCUCUGAAGAACCUGGAUAAAUCCAAUGAAGAACUGAAGGCAGACAUUUCUGUCAGUUUAGUGAGGAAAGCAGAGAAUGCUCUUGAUGACAUGAGGGAGAUAGAAAUGAGAUGCAAUGAUGCUCUGGAUGAGAAUGUGGUGACAAAAUUCCCACCAAUGCAGAGAAAGUUGAGAAAUUUUCUAAAUCUCUGUGAAGAUUACACAAAAACACUCAAACGCACCAUGGAGGAGAAGAUUACAGCCAUUCGUGAAGGAAAAGAAGAUGAAGGAUCAGUGCAUAAAGUCUUUGAAGAUUUGGAGAAGUCUCCAUUCAGUCAGAAGAACUUGUACAAGUGGCUUGAUAAUGUGCAGAGAGAAAUCAACGUCCUGACUUCCUGUGUGAACAUCAUGGAGGGAAUCAAGAUCGUCUCAGAUAAAUCAGAGUUGGACAGAGAGGUUUUUGCUCCAGGUGUAGAAGAUUCUCUCUGCUUUGUCUUCACCUCUCUGGAAACUGAAGAUCCAUACUUGAAGCAGAUGGACAAACAUCUGAGCUGUCAUGAAACAAAAAAGUCUACCAGUGUGACUCCACCCUCAAAAGAUCUCUGGUUCUUCAAUGAACAAAUCUUCACUGAUAUGAGACAGAAAGCCAAAGAGUUCAACUCUACUUUCAAAAACCUGAAGAGCAGCAAGAAGUAUAGCUUUGUCAUAGCUGCUUUACCAAACCAGAAACAUGAUGGAGCAACCAUCUACCAUUACAGAGGCGGAUGUCUGAAAACAGAAGACUUCUCCAAACCAGUUCCAAAUGUGAGAUCGGUGACAGACCGACGGGAGCUGUUGUGGCACUUCUGCAAUCUCAGCUUGGACGAGAACACAGCCUACAACUACAUCAAGAUAGACAACAGAACUGCUGUCCGUUGUGGUCACAUGUCGUAUCCUGAUCAUCCAGACAGAUUUGAUGUGGCUCCUCAGAUUCUCUGCAAAGAGGAGCUGUCAGGGCGCCAUUACUGGGAGGUAGAGUGGAAUACUAGUUUGGAGAGUCAUGCUGGUGUUGCUGUUGCUUGUAAACGUAUACCCAGGAAGGGAAAAGACGACAGAAAUGAGUUUGGAUGGAAUGACAUGUCUUGGUACUUCGGUAAAGACAGACACAAACUUGUUUGUGUGCACAAUAGUCACAGGCCUGUACUGCGCGACUUCACUAAGGAGGCAAAAAUCGGGGUGUUUCUGGAUGUGCCAGGACAAACCCUGUCUUUCUAUGAUGUCUUUGGCAACAAUCUGAGUCUCCUUCAUGUUUUUAAGGACACAUUCCCACCACCACUUCUUGCAGGAAUGUGGAUCGAUAAUUUCUACUUGAAACUUUCCACCAUUGACAACGAGUAGUAGAGUGUAAACACUCAGAUUUCUGCUCUCCUUGUGUCUCUAACACAAUUCAGCAGAAAGUUUGAUUCCUUUCGGAAACACUUAUAGAGUCAAGACUUAACGUCCAUAACUCCAAUUUAUUACUACAGAAAUUUCUCUAAAACAGAGUAAAACUGAAACAGAAAAUAAUCUGUCAUUAGAACAGUAACAUUAAUAACAUUAGCUCACAUACAUAAGAAUAUACCUAUAGUAGACACAGUAUGAAGUGUAACCCACCAUUGUUCAAACAUCUAAUAGCCAACAAAUAUACAUUGCAGACAAUGAUGUUGAAAAACAUGAACAGAAAAGGCAAAAACAUUUACUUUCCAACAAGAGUAUUUUUUUCAGUUUUUCUGGUAAAAGUCUCCUAAAGUCCCACUCCAUUCUAGGACUUUCUGUAAAGCAGAAGAGGAACCCCCCCCCCCCAUUUGUGAAGCAGAGCAGGGAGCUUUUGACCCCCCCGCGUUUUAUUUUCUAAGCAACAAAUAUUGUCUUUUUCAAAAUAAUACUUUGUCUUUUCCUAAUUCAUAAUUAUUUGUGUUACAAAAUACUUAAACAUUGAGUUUUGUGCUUAACUUUCAAUAAUAGAAUUCAACAAUAUUACCACCAAAAAGUACUAAUUUCUUCAGCAUUUUUCC